AUGUAUUAUUCUCCAAAGAUUUCUGGAAACACUGAGAUGAUGGGCCAAUUCUUCUUUCGUGAUACACCUCCCGGUUCCUGGCCCUUCCUCACAGCACCACACAACUCCAUCACCGUUUCCAGUCCACCAACUCACUCGCAUUCUUCACCGCCAGUUCUCGGCCUCUCUGUUUCCCCAAUCGUAUCCAUCACCUGCGCCAUCUCCGCCGCCGGCGAGGCUGCCCGUGUCGCGGCGAGGGCCUCCGCAGCGUCCAGAUGGCAGUCGCGCGGCCAUCACUACACCCCUGAGGAGGAGCCCAAGUCGUGCUGCGGCGUCGUGGUCACGCAAACGGUGUCCAUCCGCUGGUUCAUCGUGAUGAUCGCUUUCGUCGGCAUCUGCUGCGCCGUCGUCGGCACCGUGCUGGGCGCCAUGAAGGCCUCGGGCCGAGAGCACCUCACCGUCUCCCUGCUCAUGAUCGCUAUGAUGUAUCCAGAAUUUCAAUACAGGCCACCUCCACCUUCAUACCAAGCAUCCAUGCAAGAAUAUCGAUUGAGACUUCUAUUACUUGACAGACAUCCUGGUGGGUCUGUUCCUGGUCCUGGUCAAACAACUGGUGGACAUAUGGUGUCUCCACCUCCUACAUAUCGAUCUCAUGCAGGCAGUACAUUGAGUAGGGCGCCACUUGGGUUAAGAAGAGAUCAGAUGCAGUCAGACUACAGUCGUCCACCAAGUUAUAGGUCUCGUACAAGUUCAACAAGACCAACAUUAGAUCCAAAUGGAAACAUGGGCUGCUCUACCGCUGAACAUAGCAGAGACCCAUCUCUGAGCCUCAGUGAAUCAGGAGGAGGAAGUGCUGUAGUGAAUGUUAUAAGUGUGAUGGGCAACGGAGGGAGUGAAGCUGAAAACCUUGACAAUAUAAAAAUGUUGCCAGAUCAAGAAGUUCCAUUGCGUAUGAUGUUGAACAAAGGCUGUCAUAGUAGUCAUAUGAAUGUCAGAAGUUCAGUGGAUGAAGCAAAGGAUGCAAACCUUGUGACUAUUGUUCAGACUGGAAAUGAUACCAGUCCUGUUAUUGUGACUGUGUCUGGAUCAACAAUGGCAACUACCACUGGAAGUAGUACAAGUGCAAGUGGUGUUGACACCGAAAUGGAAAUUCUGGCUCAUUUAUGAAAACUGUUCA
Messenger RNA from Gryllus bimaculatus (two-spotted cricket), 1156 nucleotides. The record is from the annotation of a GenBank genome assembly. Lineage: Eukaryota; Metazoa; Arthropoda; Insecta; Orthoptera; Gryllidae.